UACAAAUGCAAUAGGUGUGGGAAGGCCUUCAGUCAGAACACACACCUCAUUCAUCAUCAGAGAAUUCACACUGAUUCCUGCUCUUCCUCAUGGGAAGUGUGUCCAGGAGGGAAACCAGUGUUGCUUGCAUUCCUAACAACUUGUCUCUGGACAGCAUGAGUUCCAGCCAGAUUUCACUGCACAUGAAACAUCAGAGAUUUAACAGGCAGAAGAAACCUUCAGAAUGUAGUGAAUGUGGAAAGUGUUUUACUCAGAGAUCAUCUCUUACCCAGCAUCAGAGGAUUCACACAGGAGAGAAGCCCUACGUAUGUACUGAAUGUGGAACUUGUUUCCGUAAACAGUCAAAUCUUACUCAACAUCUUAAGAUUCAUACAGGAGAGAAACCUUAUAAAUGUAAUGAAUGUGAGAAAGCUUUUCAAACAAAAGCAGUCCUCAUCCAGCAUCUGAGAAUUCAUACUGGGGAAAAACCAUAUAAAUGCAGUGAAUGUGGCAAAGCCUUUUGUCAGAGUCCAUCCCUUAUUAAACACCUGCGAGUUCACACUGGAGAGAAACGCUAUAAAUGUAGUGAGUGUGGCAAAGCCUUCAGUCAGAGUAUAUGCCUUACUCGUCAUCAGAGAAGUCUUUCUGGAGAUAGACCUUAUAAGUGUAAUGACUGUGGGAAAGCCUUUAAUCAGAGUGCAUGCCUCAUGCAGCAUUGGAGGAUCCAUUCAGGAGAGAAGCCCUAUACAUGUACCAAAUGUGGUAAAGCUUUCACUCAGAACUCUUCCCUCUUUGAACACGAGAGGACUCACACUGGAGAGAAACUUUAUAAGUGCAGUGAGUGUGAAAAAACCUUCCGCAAGCAAGCACACCUUAGUGAACAUUACAGAAUUCACACUGGAGAGAAACCUUAUGAGUGUGCUGACUGUGGGAAAUCCUUCAGGCACAGCUCAGCACUUGUGCGACAUCAGAGGCUUCAUGCUGGAGAAUAAACUCGAGAUACAACCAGGGUGAAAUAUGAAAACAAUUUUUUUUUUCAAAAUUCUUAGGAAAUUAAGAUUCAGUCUUUGGCUGGGAUGAAUAUUUUGUGUGUUGCACAAGAGGCAAUUGUGUCUUAAAAGUUAAGAAAAUAGAACUAGACAGUCUUGAGUUUGAUGGCUUCUCUGCCACUUAAUGGAUGUCUGACCUUACCUGUCUGAGCCUCAGUUUUUCCCAUGCCCCCUAAAAAAAUAAC
Molecule: messenger RNA, 1213 nt
Organism: Dama dama (fallow deer)
Lineage: Eukaryota; Metazoa; Chordata; Mammalia; Artiodactyla; Cervidae
Gene: ZNF501
Product: zinc finger protein 501
Exons: 3
Coding region: 90-971 (293 amino acids)
Biological process (GO): regulation of transcription by RNA polymerase II
Cellular component (GO): transcription regulator complex; PcG protein complex
Molecular function (GO): DNA-binding transcription factor activity, RNA polymerase II-specific; RNA polymerase II cis-regulatory region sequence-specific DNA binding
Source: RefSeq, a predicted model, not a curated record